Molecule: messenger RNA, 3691 nt
Organism: Hibiscus syriacus
Lineage: Eukaryota; Viridiplantae; Streptophyta; Magnoliopsida; Malvales; Malvaceae
Product: putative disease resistance protein RGA3
Exons: 7
Coding region: 1-3690 (1229 amino acids)
Biological process (GO): defense response to other organism
Molecular function (GO): methyltransferase activity; ADP binding
Source: RefSeq, a predicted model, not a curated record
AUGGCUGAUGCGCUUGUUUCUGCAAUCUCACAACGCUUAACAUCCAUCCUUUUUCAAGAAGCUGAAGCUGGGUUGAGACUUCUUACGGGCGUCAACCAAGAAGAACUCAGAAAGCUUGACAACACUUUUCAAACUAUCCGAGCUGUCCUCGUAGAUGCAGAAAAAAGACAGCUCAAGGAGCAAGCCAUUAAGGUCUGGCUGGACAAGGUUCAAGAUGUGUCUUAUGAUAUCGAGGAUGUGUUGGACGAGUGGAAGAUUGUAGCUCUCAAACUGCAAAUCGCGAGGGAUUCACGCCCUUCGACUUCCAUCGUUCCGAGAAAGGUACGCUCAUGGAUUCACUCCCCGAGCUAUUUCGUUAGUCGAGUCAUUCACCGUUAUGAUAUUGCUGUUAAGAUUAAGAAGCUAAACCAAAGGCUUCAAGUGAUUGCCAAAGAGAAAGAUGAUUAUUCCUUUACAGUUGAUCUGAACGGGAAGACUGAUCUUGAACCUGAGCGACCAAUAACAACAUCCUUCAUCAAUCCAUCCGACAUUCAUGGUCGUGACGGAGAUAAAAACAUGUUGCUAAACAUGUUACUCGACAAGAACAACGGCGAAGAGAAGGGCGUCCCUGUAAUCUCUGUAGUGGGAAUGGGAGGGAUAGGGAAAACAACAUUAGCCCAAAUGGUGUACAACCAUGAUAAGGUGAAGGCUUACUUUGAUAAGAGAAUAUGGAUAUGUGCUUCAAAUCCUUUUGAUGAAAUGAGGACUGCAAAAGCCAUUCUUGAAGGUCUAACAGGAGUUGUUUCGAAUUUCACCGAGUUGAAUACCUUACUGGAGCAGAUCCACGAGUCUAUUAAAUUUAAGGCAGAGAGGUUCCUUCUUGUUCUAGAUGAUGUGUGGGGUGAAGAUGAUAGGAAGUGGCAAUCAUUGAAAUGCUCUCUUGAUUGUGGUUCCCAGGAUAGCAAAAUUUUGUUGACCACUCGGAAGGAGAAUGUAGCCGUGAUCAUGGGUUCUAGCCACUUGUUUCGUUUGGGGAAGUUAUCGAGAGAGGAGUGUUGGUCCCUGUUCAGCCGCCUGGCGUUUUUCGGAAGGAAAGACAAGGAGCGCGAGUGUUUAGAAGACAUUGGUAAGAAAAUUUCAGAUAAGUGUCAAGGCUUGCCACUUGCUGCAAAAACACUAGGAGGUCUCUUGCGUUUUAAGCGAUCUCGAGAACAAUGGCGAAGAAUCUUGGACAGUCAGAUAUGGGAACUUGAGGAGGCUGAAAAUGGUCUUUUUUCUCCCUUACUCUUGAGUUACUAUGGUUUGCCAUUGCCAUUGAGGCGCUGCUUCUCAUACUGUUCCAUUUUCCCGAAAGAUUGUAAAAUCGAGAAAGAUUUCUUGAUCAAGUCAUGGAUGGCUGAAGGCCUUCUCGGAGAGAUGCAGCAUAAAGAUGCGGAGAUCAUUGGUGAAGAGUACUUUGAUAACUUGGUGGUGCAUUCUUUCUUUCAAGAGUUCGAAAAGGAUGAAAAUGACAACAGCAUCAUCAGCUGCAAAAUGCAUGAGAUAGUGCAUGAUUUCGGUCGAUACUUGCGAAGAACAAUGAGUCUUAUGGUGGCCAGUAGCAAUGUUGAAGAGUUCAAUAUGGCCUCUAAGGAAAAUGCUCGUCAUCUAACACUGAUUCACGAUGAAGCUGCUGCAAUUCCUGCUCCCGUUUUCAAUGUAAAAAAGUUGCGUAGCUUGCAUCUGAACUUGAAUGAUACUUCAACUAUUGGUGCAUCAUUGGCUAAACUGUUGGAUCGAAUGACUUGUCUGAGGAUACUAAGCUUCAAAGACAUGAAUUGUGGAUACAAAUGUUCAAUCAAAGCAAUUCCGAAGGAAAUAGGAAACUUGCUGCACUUGAGAUAUCUUAACUUGGAAGGGAACACUGAUUUAGAAAAAUUGCCAGAGACAGUGUGUGACUUGUGUAACUUGCAAACUCUGAACAUCAGAUCUUGUAAAAAUCUUAUGAAAUUGCCUCAUGGUAUCGGGAAGCUGAUCAACUUGAGACAUCUCCAAAAUGCAGGUACAGAUAGAUGCAGAUUCAUGCCAAAAGGACUACAACGAUUAACGUCUCUACGGACACUAGAUGAGUUUGUCGUGAGUCGUGGUGAUGUUGAGAGUAAAUCAUGUAGCCUUAGUGAUUUGGGGAACUUAAUCCAUCUACGAGGAGAUCUCGAGAUCAGAGGAUUGGGAAAUGUGGCAGACCUGUGUGUGGCGAAGAAAGCACAGCUUUGGACAAAGCACGAACUCCGUGGGUUGCGUCUAAAAUUCGAUCCCCAAGAGAUACAACAGGUCAAACUUGAGGACGAAAAGUAUGUAUUUGAAGCAUUGCAACCACCUUCACACCUAGAAAGCUUGAGCAUACUCCACUGCAGAGGUCCCCUUUCUUUCCCUGAUACGACGACAUCAUUGUGUAUGCUGAAGAGAGUUCGACUGCAGAAUUGUCUCAACUGGGAAAGAUUGCCUCCAUUGGGGAAGUUGCAGUCCCUUGAAUCUUUAGAGAUGGAGUUUAUGAAUAAGAAUGGGAAAAGUGGGAAUAUGGUUGGAGAAGUGGAGAAGAUGACUGUUACAAUCAUGCCUCAACUUCAUUCAUUAACAAUAAAUUAUUGCAUUGAGUUGAAGGCAUUGCCGAGCCACCUUCUUCGUAAUACGACGCUGCAAGAGCUGCAUAUCAAAGGUUGCCCCGUUCUAGGAGAACGUUUUGAGAAGGGGAGAGGGGUGGAUUGGACUUCCAUCUCCCACAUUUCUGCAAUCCAAAUUGAUGAUGAAUUGGGGGUUAUUGAUGAUGAAGAAUUGCGUUUGUUUCUGGAGUUUAUCAGCCUUCAAGAAGCUGAAAACAAGGUAAGAGUCGUUGUCGGUGUAAAGGAGCAGAAGCUGUUAAGCUUUAAAGCGUUGCUUAUGACAUUGAAGACGUUUUGGAUGAAUGGAGCACUGCGAUUCUCGGAUCUCAAAGCUCUUCCUCUUCAAAAUCUCGGUAAUAGAGUUAUGAAAGAAGCAUCCGUUCUUGAAGCUUCUGCUCUUGAAUCAGCUGCCUCCAUAUCUGGAAUAUUUGAACAUAAAACACAUGAAUGGUCCAACAACAUUCCCCAGUUGGAUGGUGUCAUUGACGAUGUUGAAGAGGGUUAUACCAUGGGCCUGUCUCAAUUGGAAAACCUUGCCCCCAUGUGGAAGUUGCCAGUCCUUGAACAUCUAGAGAUAUUGAAAAUGAAGAGUGUGAAAGAAUUGCCUCAAGUUAAAGUCAUUGUUCCGCCAACUUCUUCAGAAGACAACUCUGCAAGUAUUACCGCUGCUUCUGAAAUAUCAGCAGAGCCGGGUAAUCCUUUGACGCAUAGAGGCGUUGCAAUAAGUGUUAGAUUUCUCACAGGUCACUCGAGAAAAAGUGGAACAGAUUCUCUCUUUGUUGCCGAGAAUGCUGCUGACCCUUUAGUGGUUUAUAUGGGCUUGUCCACCCUCCCUUCUCUUGCACAAAAAUUGAUACAUCGUGGCCUACCACCAGAUACACCGGCCGCUGCAGUUGAGAGAGGAACCACACCUCAACAGCGCACGGUCUUUGCAGAACUAAAGGAUCUUGCCGAUAAAAUCAAAACGGAAGAAUUAGUAUCGCCAACACUAAUCAUAAUCGGGAAGGUUGUUGCCCUUUCACCAUUUUGGCCGCGGUAUUCUAAAGAAGCAUCCUGUCUGGUUGAAGCCUAAC